Molecule: messenger RNA, 1584 nt
Organism: Vicia faba (fava bean)
Lineage: Eukaryota; Viridiplantae; Streptophyta; Magnoliopsida; Fabales; Fabaceae
Source: the annotation of a GenBank genome assembly
AUGGCACUCAUCAAAUCAAGAACACACUCCCACUUACGCCACUCUUUUUUCCAGCACUUACAAUACACUUUCAGACUCUGUUCUUCUUCACCCCUUCUUUCAAACGAGAAUGACACUCCACAAAACACCAAUUUAUCACCCGAAGAUUCCACCAUAAUCGAGAAAUUUCACACCGUCAUUAAAGACCACUACCGCAAAAACCCUAACCCUAACCCUAAUCCCGUUUCACCCCCACACAAUUUCACCAUACCCGAUCUCACCAUUGAUUUCUCCAAAAUCUCCACCGUCCAUUCAAUUUCCCCCUCCAUCACCCGCCGUGUAAUUGAAAAAUGCGGAAGCGUCCGCCACGGUAUCCCAUUCCUCCAAUCCCUGGCUUUCUUCAACUGGGCCACCACCCUAGAAAACUUCCCCUCCUCUCCGGAGCCCUACAACGAAAUGGUCGAUCUCGCCGGAAAGAUCCGGCACUUCGAUUUAGCAUGGAAUUUGAUCGAUUUGAUGAAAUCUCGUGGCGUCAAAAUAACAUUAAGCACGUUCUCUGUUCUCGUCCGUAGAUACGUGAGGGCUGGAUUGGCUGCGGAGGCGGUGCACGCUUUUAACCGUAUGGAAGACUAUGGUUGUACUCCUGAUAAGGUUUCGUUUUCUAUUGUUAUUAGUAGUUUAUGUAAGAAGAGAAGAGCGAGUGAAGCGCAAACGUUUUUUGAUAGUCUUAAGCAUAAGUUUGAGCCUGAUGUUAUAGUUUAUACUAGCUUAGUUCAUGGUUGGUGUCGCGCUGGUGAUAUAUCGAAAGCCGAGGAGGUUUUUAGUGAUAUGAAGGUGGCUGGUGUGAAGCCGAAUGUUUAUACUUACAGCAUUGUGAUUGAUUCGCUUUGUCGGAGUGGACAAAUCACUCGUGCUCAUGAUGUUUUCUCUGAGAUGAUAGAUGCGGGAUGUGAUCCUAAUGCUGUUACUUUUAAUAGUCUUAUGAGGGUUCAUGUGAAAGCUGGUAGGACGGAGAAGGUUUUGCAGGUUUAUAAUCAAAUGAAGAGACUCGGUUGUGCUGCGGAUACAAUUAGUUACAAUUUCCUCAUUGAGAGUCAUUGUAAGGAUGAGAAUCUUGAUGAAGCUGUGAAGGUUCUUGAUACAAUGGUUAAGAAAGGGGUUGCUCCUAAUGCAUCUACUUUCAAUUCGAUUUUCGGAUGCAUAGCUGAGUUGCAUGAUGUGAAUGGCGCACAUCGGAUGUAUGCUAAAAUGAAGGAACUGAAAUGCUUGCCUAAUACGUUGACUUAUAAUAUACUGAUGAGAAUGUUUGUUGACUCGAAAUCUAUUGAUAUGGUUUUGAAGUUGAAAAAGGACAUGGAUGAGAAUCAAGUUGAACCUAAUGUGAAUACUUACAGGAUUUUGAUUAUGAUGUUUUGUGAAAAGGGGCACUGGAAUAAUGCAUACAAGUUCAUGAAGGAAAUGGUUGAAGAAAAAAGCCUAAAGCCAAAUCUGUUGAUUUAUGAAAUGGUUCUGGAGCAGCUGCGGAAGGCUGGACAGCUCAAAAAGCAUGAAGAGUUGGUGGAGAAGAUGGUUUCUAGGGGAUUCGUCGCUCCUCGCCCUUUGUAG